Messenger RNA from Leptopilina boulardi, 2472 nucleotides. Its product is annotated as putative autophagy-related protein 11. Bases 162 to 2375 code for a protein of 737 amino acids. The record is from RefSeq and is a predicted model, not a curated record. NCBI's taxonomy places the organism in Eukaryota, Metazoa, Arthropoda, Insecta, Hymenoptera, Figitidae. The transcript has 8 exons.
UAUUAUAUUUUGACUUUCGAAAAAAGGAAAUAAUUUUUUCGCAAAAAAAAAAAAAUUUCUUCACAAAAAAAACUUCAGAGACUAAAAAAAAUUCAACACUUGAAAAAACGUUAUCAAACAUAAAAAAAAAUGUCUAAAGAUAAUUUAAGUGAGAUUAAUUGAUGUCAAAUUUUGGCGAAAAAAAUCAAAAUUUAUCAAAAAUUCAACAACAAAUCACUGAUGACAAUAAAAAUGGAAAAGAAAUUCAAGGGGAAAUUGCAGAAAGGAUCGAUAAAAAAAUUAAAAAAGAAAAUUUAAAAAAUCAAACUAAUAAAAAUUCAUUGAUAACGUUGAAAAAAAAUUAUCAUUUAGAAAAUGAUUUAUUAAUUCGAAAUGUUGUUCCUGGAUCAUUUAAUUCGCCAAGAUUGAUACAACUAACACCGUUUGUCGUCAAUUCUUUACAACGAAAAACAUUGAAAAAGGAAAAAAUUCGCCGUGGAAUUCCAAAUUUAUUUGAAUUAUCUUCAACACAAGGAAUUCCCGAUCCUUGGAAAUUAAUUUUAUCUAAUUCUGAAAACGAUUUUUAUUCCGAUGAUGAAAAAGUGGAUAUUUGUUUGUGUGAACCAAAAUUAAAAACAGAAGAAAAGAAACAAAAAUUUCCCACUACAUGUGAAAAAUUAAGGAGAAAAAAAUUGAAACGCAAAUCAAAAAAUAAAAAAAUCCCCAAAUAUUGUGAAAUUUUUGAAAAAAUUAUUACCAAAGACACGUCGAAGCCAAUUAAAUGCAAGAAAACAAAAAAUUUUGCAUGUAAUACAGAUGAUUUUUUAGAAAAAAAUGUUGAAAAACAAAUUAAUUAUCAAAAUUUAUUGGAAUCAAAUAAUAUUAUUCAAUGUGAAAUAAAUGGAAAAAUAACAAUUCACACUCUAAAGGGUGAAAAGAGCUUUAAUGGAAUUGGAUCAUUGAAAUUGAAUUUGAAUCAGAAUGAAAAUAGUGAUGUCGUUGAAAAGAAUCAGAAGGAGGAAAAUCCAUGUUCUUCUGGUUUUUAUCAAAAUUUUUGUAAUCAAUUUUCAAAAACAUUGAAAAUUCGUGAAAUAAUAACAAAUUUUGAAUCGUUGAAAAAAAUUUCAAAAUUAAAAAAAGCAUUAAAUGGCAAAAAAUGCGAACAAAUUGAAACUAAUUUUGAUGAUGAGAAAAAAUUAAUUUGCUACAAAUGUUCAUGUCCAUAUUUACGAAUUUUGACUGAAAAUAAAUUCGCCAAUGAAAAUUCAUCUCAAGAACACGAAAUAAAUAACAAAUCAAAAGCAGAAAAUGAAAAAUUCUGUAAAACGAAAUGUGACACAAUUAUCGAGUACAAUAAAAAUAAAAAACAAAAGGAACAACAUUUGAGGAAUAAAAUUAAAAAAAAUGACAAUUCCAUGAAAAAUUUAAAACAUGUCAAGGUUACUGUCAAUACAAAUGAAAAAAAAAAAGACCUAGACGAUAAAGUUCAAUGUGGUUGUGAAAUAAAAUAUACUGAGGAUAAUACUGAUAGUGGAAAUAAUGCUGAUAUUUCACAAUUAUCAAAAAAUGAUAAUAAAUUGUCCUCGAGGGAAAGUACAUUGACUCAAAUGAAUGAAAAAUCAUUGAAAAAUUCAUCAUCAGAUAGUGAUGAUAAAAAAAAGGAAGAAAAAUACAAAAUAAAUCACAAUCAAUGUUCACCAUGUGGGAAAAUUGCAAUUAGAAAAAGUCAAGAGAGAAAUAAUAAUUAUGAAAAUUUAAAUUUUGAGAUUGCUGAUAAAUUAUUAUCAACUAAAAGAAGUGAACGAAGAAAAUUAAAAUCCAAAGAUCCAAUAAUUGAAUCUUCUCAGGCUGAAUUUUACGAAAAGAGCACAAACGACGAUGACCUUGUUGUCGAAAAUUUAAGUAACAACUCAAACGAUAAAUUACUCAUCACGUCGAGAGAAAAAAAUAGAAAAUCAAGAGAACGUUUUUCGAAUGAUUAUUAUCGAAAACGUGGCGGCGGUGGCGAAAAAAAAUUAUUUGACUUUAGAUCAACAAGUGAUUUUGAAUGUGAAAUGCAAAAAAGUAGAAAUAGUAAUAAUAAUAAUAAUAAUUCUUGGUUUGUCGAAAAUAACGAAGAUUCUUCAUUAGAAAUAAUAACUAAAAAUUAUCCUAAUUAUAAUGACGAUAAUCAACAAUUAUUAAUAGAGAGAACAAAUUUUUUAAAUAAGGAAAUUUCAAGUGAAAAAUUAUUUUCCUCAUUUCUUGAUGAAUCACUUGAUCUCAUUAGUGAACCAAUUGGACGAAAAAAAAUUUUAUCUGACGAUUCGCAAAUUUUUCACGAAAGAAAAUCAAUGAAAAAUGAAGGCAAAUGUUAUACUAAAUAUUGUUACGAUCGUUCGCAAAAUUAUCAUUAAAAUUAUUGUUUAUAAAUGAUAAAUAAUUACAAAAUACAAAAAAAAAAAAAUUUGAAAAAUUUACGAAAAAAAAUGUUAAUUUAAAAUUAAUUCGAAA